Naumovozyma dairenensis CBS 421 is the source of this 516-nucleotide messenger RNA. It is a transcript of the gene DAL2, whose product is annotated as allantoicase. NCBI's taxonomy places the organism in Eukaryota, Fungi, Ascomycota, Saccharomycetes, Saccharomycetales, Saccharomycetaceae. The transcript has a single exon. Gene Ontology annotation, biological process: allantoin catabolic process. The coding region runs from base 1 to 516 and encodes 171 amino acids. The record is from RefSeq and is a predicted model, not a curated record. Gene Ontology annotation, molecular function: allantoicase activity.
AUGUAUCCGGAUGGUGGUAUUGCAAGAUUUAAAUUAUAUGGGAAAGUCAGUAGUCCGAUAGUUAGUGGCAACCAGCAAGUAGGUAUAGAUUUGGCUAGUGUUGUCAAUGGCGCAGUGGCUUGGAGUUAUUCUGAUCAGCAUUUCGGAUCGGCUGAUAAUUUAUUAUUACCUGGUAGAGGUCAUGAUAUGUCGGAUGGUUGGGAAACAAAAAGAUCUAGAUCAGCAGAUCAUACCGAUUGGGUUAUUAUUAAAUUAGGACGACAAUCCAGUUAUAUUCAAAAGGUAAUCGUUGAUACGGCACACUAUAGAGGAAAUUUCCCACAAUAUAUUACUGUGCAUGGCUAUCACAAUGAGCCAACCGACAACACGGAUUGCGUGGAAUUAGUUGGUAAAGUUAAAGUUGGGCCUGACCAAGAACAUGUUUAUAAUAUUGAGCGGGAUGUUAAUAUUGCAUAUAUCAAAUUAACAAUCAUUCCAGAUGGAGGUGUUAAAAGGCUAAGAGUUUGGGGAAGGUAG